Messenger RNA from Plasmodium falciparum 3D7, 1446 nucleotides. Its product is annotated as CPW-WPC family protein. Bases 1 to 1446 code for a protein of 481 amino acids. NCBI's taxonomy places the organism in Eukaryota, Apicomplexa, Aconoidasida, Haemosporida, Plasmodiidae. The transcript has a single exon. The record is from RefSeq and is a predicted model, not a curated record.
AUGAAAAAAUUAAACCUUCUUAUCGGAUGUAUAUCCUUGUAUUCUAUAAUUUUUUAUACUGCAAAAAUUUCCUGCACAGUUCAGGUGAAAAAUGGUGGUAUUGAAAAUUUGGCUAGUUCAAGUGGACUUUUAAAAAAUGUGUUGAAGCAUUCCCCAAGAAUAAGUGAAGAAGAAAUAAAAGAGAGUGAAAUAAAAAUAAUAAAGAAUGCUCAUGAGGAGGAAAAGAAAAUAUUGGAUAAGUAUGGAAAAUGUUUAAAGGAUUAUACAUUACCUUGUCCUAAUUAUUGGAAGAGAAGAACGGAUAAGUAUGGAAAGAAUGUGUGUAUAGCUAAUGAAGAAUAUAAUGGUUUUUGUGAGCAAGUUCAGAUAUUUGAUGAAUUUAGUGAGCAUGAGAAGAUGUCAUAUGAAUCUAGUUGUAAUGUAGAGUGGGGAUGUAAAGGUUCAUCAAAAGAAAUUUGUGAAAGUGGAAAAAGAGAUUAUAAUGUUCCAUGUCCUGAAGGAUUUCUUGUACAAAAUGAUAAUAGUUGUAAAGCUGAUAUAAGUGUGUAUAGAGGUAUGUGUAAUAAUGAGACAAUAAAUUUCACUCACCUGACCAGUUCAGAAAAAGAAAAUUGGAGUAUUGCAUGCGAAGCUUAUUGGCCUUGUUAUACAGACUGUAUAUCUGAAGAGUAUAUAUCUGAUUGUCCAAAAAAUUGGAAACAAGUAAAUAAAUAUGAUUGUAUACCUGAUAAGAAUUAUAAAGGUCCAUGUAGAAAUAUAAAAAAUUUUAAAUAUUUUACUUUGUCUAUGAAAAAAGAUUUUGAAGAGAAAUGUAAGACCAAGUUUGAGUGUAAUAAUAUUUGUGAAAAAAAUUAUGAACAAGAAUGUCCACUCAAUUGGAAAGUUGAGAAAGGAUAUUGCUUAGCUCCGGAUACUUUUGAUUUAUGUAAAAGAAAAAAAAUAUCCAUUGAAAAUAUGACAAGAAAAGAAAAAGAAAAUAUUGAAAAAGAAUGUUUUGUAUCUUGGCCUUGUAUAAAUAAUAAAAAUACAAACAAACCAAAUUGUCAAAUAAAUUGGCUAGCUGACUGUCCUUUUGGAUGGGACAGAAAAAAAGAAGAUAAACGAGAUCAGAAGAAAGAUGAAUAUGUUUGUAUAUUACCAACUGAGAAACAAAUAUAUACAGAGGAAAAUAAAUUUAAUUCAUUAAAUAAAGAAAAGUGUACAAAUAUAUUUUUAAAAAAAAAUUCGGAUGAAGUUAUAAAAAGAGAAAUAGCGUCUGUUUGUAACACUCCUUGGCCAUGUUUAAAUAAUGAGAAGAUUUAUAUUUCCCAUAAUGUUGAUCAUGAACAAAAAGAAGAAAAUGAAAAAUUAAAUGGGCCUCUUACAAAUGAGGGGAAAAUAUAUAAAAAUGGGAAAUAUCAUAUUGUGGAGGAGGGAAAUUUUUCGUUAUCUGACAUUAUGAAGUAG